UUUUUUAAAAAAAAUUAUUAAAAAAAAAAAAAAGAAAUGUCAUAUAAAUUUUGGGAAGCUGCAAUCAACGAUUAUGAAAAAUUGCUUAAAACUGGAGAAGGAUCUGAUGUUAUUAUAUAUGCUGGCGAGAAUGAAAAAGAAUUUCGUGCUCAUUCGGUUAUCUUAUGCGUUAGGUCUGAAUACUUUCGCGCAGCUUUCUCAAAGAACUGGACAGAGAAAAAAGACGGAAUGCUUAUUUUUAAAAAACCAAACAUUGAAUCCAACCUGUUUCAAAUUAUUCUCAGAUUCAUUUAUUGUGGAGACAUUGAUUUAACAAAAUUACAAGGUUUUGAAGUAUUAAAACUUUUAAUUGCAGUGGACGAAUUGGAUAUUCAACCUUUAAUUUCAUGUAUCCAAGAAUACUUCUUAACUAUAAAUAAAUCUGAUUUCUUAUACCAAAACCCUAUAGAAAUUCUUGAGAUGGUUUAUCAACAUGAAAAAUUCACAGAUUUAUGGAAUUUUUGUUUUGAUAGAGCUUGUGAAAAACCUGAAAAAUUAAUCAAUUCUGAUAAAUUUAUUAAUUUAAAAGCAUCUUUAUUAGAAAUGCUUUUAAAACGUGAUGAUUUUGCUUUGGAUGAGAUUAUUAUAUGGGAAGGUUUAAUUAAAUGGGGUCUUGCCCAAAAUUCUACUAUACCAAAAGAUGUUAAAAAAUGGAGUAAAGAGCAAUUUACAAUUAUGGAAAGAAUUCUUCAUAUAUUUAUUCCAUUAGUUAGAUUUCAUCACAUUCCUUCAGAUGUCUUUUUUUAUAAAGUUUUACCUUAUAAAAAAUUGUUACCUAAACAACUAGUUUAUGAGAUUUCAGAAUAUAAUAUGGUUCCGGAUAAAAAAUCGACUAUUAACAUACAACCUCCUAGGAAACAAAAAUUAUCAUUUAAAUUUGAUUCAUCCCUUAUUGACUUUCAACAUUUCGCAAUAUUUGCCAGUUGGAUUGAUAAGAAAGAUAAUUUAUAUUAUAAUUCAAGAAAUAUUCCCUAUAAUUUCGAUUUACUUUGUCGUGCAAGUAGGGAUGGAAAUGAUAUUAAUCAAUUUCAUAAUAAAUAUGAUAACAAAGGAGCAACUAUUGUAAUUACAAAAGUUAAAGGAACAAACCAAAUAAUUGGUGGAUAUAAUCCGUUUGCAUGGGAUUCAAGUGAUUCAGCAAAAGCAACAACAGAUAGUUUCAUAUUUUCAUUCGCAGAUAAAAACGACAUAAGUACUGCAACAAUUGGUCGAGUUAAGAAAUCAAAUGGAGCAAUAUAUUGUUAUAGUAAUCAUGGACCAGGUUUUGGAAAUGGUUGGGAUUUACAUUACAAUAAUUAUGAUAAGAAAUGGCAUUGCUCAAAGCCAUUUAGUUACCACUCAAUUAAUUUAACUUUCACAAACUUUACUGCAGAUGAUUAUGAAAUUUUCCAAGUUAUCAAAAAAUAAUCAAAUGACUAAAAUGAGUGAUAUAUUGCUUUGAGACUUAUAAAUACUACUAGUAGUGUAUAUUGACAAUUUGUAUACGGUAUUUAAAAUUCAAUUAAAUAAAAAUAUGAAAGGUUAUCCCGUUAUUU
Rhizophagus irregularis DAOM 181602=DAOM 197198 is the source of this 1574-nucleotide messenger RNA. The record is from RefSeq and is a predicted model, not a curated record. Lineage: Eukaryota; Fungi; Glomeromycota; Glomeromycetes; Glomerales; Glomeraceae.